Cyprinus carpio (common carp) is the source of this 1929-nucleotide messenger RNA. RefSeq names its product claudin-4-like. Gene Ontology annotation, biological process: cell adhesion; bicellular tight junction assembly. The record is from RefSeq and is a predicted model, not a curated record. Lineage: Eukaryota; Metazoa; Chordata; Actinopteri; Cypriniformes; Cyprinidae. Gene Ontology annotation, cellular component: plasma membrane; bicellular tight junction. Gene Ontology annotation, molecular function: structural molecule activity.
GCACACUUUCGUCUGCUUUAUCACUCUAAAGUCUGCAUGUGGUUUAAAAAUGGUCUCCCAAGGACUCCAGAUUAUGGGCAUAUCCACAGCCAUGCUGGGUUGGAUUGGGGUCAUUAUCGUGUGUGCUUUGCCCCGUGGGAAGGUGUCUGCGUUCGUUGGGGCCAACAUCGUCACAGCACAGGUCAUCUGGGAGGGCAUGUGGAUGAACUGUGUGGUGCAGAGCACUGGACAAAUGCAGUGUAAAGUCUACGACUCCAUGCUGGCGCUCAGCUCCGAUCUCCAAGCGGGCCGGGCCAUGAUCAUCAUCUCCAUUUUGACUGGACUCUUUGGGAUCGUAAUUUCUCUGGCCGGUGGGAAGUGCACCAACUGCAUUGAGGACCAAGGGUCCAAAGCAAAGGCGUGCAUCAUUGCAGGCAUUUUCCUAAUUAUCUCUGGACUUCUCUGUCUGAUCCCAGUGUCGUGGGCGGCACACACGACCAUACAGAACUUCUACAACCCGAUGAUGGUGGAGGCCCAGCGGAGGGAGUUGGGCGCAGCUCUGUAUGUCGGCUGGGGAUCGGCUGGCUUGCUUUUACUGGGAGGAGGAUUACUUUGCUGUAACUGCCCGCCGAAGCAAGAACGCAUCUACAACCCCAAGUUCUCUGCUGUGAGAUCCAAUUCUGCUCCGAGAGAGUUUGUCUGAGAUGCAGAACCCAUAGAACUGGUCUUAAAAUGGACACUCAAGUGACUGAUUGAUCUAAUUCAUCACUGUAUAUCAGCAAUUCAUUACUUGAGAGACAUUUUUUACAUGUAAUAGCAUAACAUUUUCAGUCUUCCUCUACAUGUAUCAUUUAAUACUUUCCGUUAGAUAAAUUCUUUUUAUGAUGGCAAUUCAGUCGCUAGAAACAUCAUGGGUUCAAUUCUCUGGGAAAGCUUGAACUGAUGAAGUGUAUUCAUUCAGUGCAAUGCAGGUUGCUUAGGAUAAAAGAUUAAUGUAUAUAUUACAGCUUUUAGAGUGGAAUUCUAAAUACAGAUCGUUUAUUUAUUUAAAUGUGUACAACAGAGUUGAGUAGAUUUACUUACAAAUUGUAAUCUGUGACUGUUUCAAAAUUACAUUAAAGAAUUUAAAUCGUUUUAUGUAAUAUAAUCUGACUACUUUCUGCAGCUAUAUGCAAAUAAGAAAUAGCAUUAAUUUGUGUAUUUAAAGACAAAAGCCUUCCAAAGUCAUAGUAACACACAGUUUACUCAUUGAGUGAGAAGUCAAAUAAACAUGAAUGUGUUCAUAAGUGGCUGAUGCAAUGCUGAAAUGUUGAGAAAACACUUAAAAUUGAAAAAAAAAAAAAAAUUGUAAAUCCACGCAUUGGUCAAAUGCUGCGUGGCCUCUCGGUUUUCUGUGUAAUUAUAUCCACAUGACUGGUAUCUGUGUGAAUGUCCACAAAACUGCACUGUAUUUCUGUGUUUUAUAUUCUAAAUGUAUAGAAGUGGAAGGCUAUUUUAGAAAGGAACAUUUAAAAGAUGAAAAAGUAGAGUUAGGGAGAAUCAAUGAAUUGUAAAUAAUUAAUUGCUAUUGUGUGAAUAAACUGCAAUCACGUCAUAAAUAAAAAAGUAACUUUAGUCUGAUUUUAAGUAUUUUAAUAUGUAAUCUAAUCUAGUUACAAGUACUUAAUUUUUGGAAUCUGAUUACGUAAUCCAGAUUAUAUGGAAACUAAAAAAAAAUCAGUUACUUUACUACCCUGCACUGGUGUACAAUAAUACCUUUUUUAUUAUCCUCUAAUUUAUCAGGUGUAUUACAUAUUUCAAUAAAAUAACAACAAAGUAUCCUUAGUCGUCUAACUGUGAUGUAUGGUAUUAAUUCAGAAUCAGAAUCAGAAUCAGAAAGAGCUUUAUAACCAUGUGUGUUUAAAAAAGAAUGCAUGAAGCUAGAAUAAAAUGUUUUUGUUUACUAGCAGA